Messenger RNA from Ailuropoda melanoleuca (giant panda), 1272 nucleotides. RefSeq names its product keratin-associated protein 1-3. The record is from RefSeq and is a predicted model, not a curated record. Lineage: Eukaryota; Metazoa; Chordata; Mammalia; Carnivora; Ursidae. Gene Ontology annotation, cellular component: keratin filament.
CAUUCACACCUGACAACACCCAAAUCCUCUCACCAGUCCAACCCUAAGCAACCCCAGACAUCACCAUGUCCGGCUCCUGCUGCGGCUCCACCUGCUCCUCCUCGGGCUGUGGGGGAGGCUGCUGCCAGCCCUGCUGCCAGCCCUGCUGCUGCCGCGACCCCUGCUGCUGCCGCCCCGUGUCCUGCCAGACCACCGUGUGCCGCCCCGUGACCUGCACCUGCCGCUGCACACGCCCCAUCUGUGAGCCCUGCCGCCGCCCUGUCUGCUGUGACCCCUGCUCCCUGCAGGAGGGCUGCUGCCGCCCCAUCAGCUGCUGCCCCACGUCCUGCACGGCCAUAGUCUGCCGCCCCUGCUGCUGGGCCUCCACCUGCUGCCAGCCCAUCUCUGUGCAGGCGCCCUGCUGCCGCCCCCCCUGCUGCCAGCCUGCCCCCUGCCGCACCACCUGCAGGACCUCCCCCUGCUAUAAAAAUGUUGCCCACCACAACCACAGGAACUGGCCAAGACCUAUAAAAGGCAGGGAACAAGCAGCUCUAACUCAGAAACUCCACCAAGCAACCCAGCUCCUGACCAUGGCCUGCUGCUCCACUAGCUUCUGUGGAUUCACAUGCUCCACCAGUGGGAACUGUGGCUCCAGCUGCUGCCAGCCCAGCUGUUGCCAGACCAGCUGCUGCCAGCCAACUAGCUGCCAGCCCAGCUGCUGCCAGCCCAGCUGCUGUGGGACUGGCUGCGGCACUGGUGGUGGCCAGGAGGGUGGCGUGAGCUGCCGAGUCAGGUGGUGCCGCCCUGACUGCCGCGUGGAGGACACCUGCCUGCCCCCCUGCUGCGUGGUGAGCUGCACGCCUCCAACCUGCUGCCAGCUGCACCAUGCCCAGGCCUCCUGCUGCCGCCCAUCCUACUGUGGACAGUCCUGCUGCCGCCCAGCCUGCUGCUGCUACUGCUGCCAGCCCAGCUGCUGCCAGCCCAGCUGCUGUGAGCCCACCUGCUAAAAACCUUCUAAAGGAAUCCUGAGAAACUGGCACUUCAAAACGAGCCAAUGGAGAGUCCCAACAAACUUCUGAGCUCAAUACCCAUAACUCAGCUUGCAAACUCUUGUCACAUGGCUACAUAAUUUUCCUAAAAUGUGAAUUUAUAAUCAAAGACCAAAAAUAUUUCAUAAACCUGGAUAUGAAUAGAAGUCCUACAAUGUUAGGAGGAAUAUGUAAAGCUUUACUAUAAAUAUCAUCUGAAAUAGUUCAACAGUUCAUUGGAUUUGGGAUUUAAUAAAAUUUUUAU